Cylicostephanus goldi is the source of this 570-nucleotide messenger RNA. Lineage: Eukaryota; Metazoa; Nematoda; Chromadorea; Rhabditida; Strongylidae. The record is from the annotation of a GenBank genome assembly.
AUGUAUGUUAAUUGUCAGUGGAUCUCGACCAUCCUUUCAACUUCCGAUCGUAAAAUGCAAAAAAAUAUCUCCGAGGCGCGCGGAUUUAUUCUCCGAGCCGGAUCACUGUGUCAUCUCCCUCAUCAGGGCAUUCGUUAUAUAAAGGAUCGCACUCGUUUCGGAUGCGCUUUGCGGGACAUCAUGACCGCAUUGAUACCCCUACUUGCACUAUUAUUUUGCAUUAUUGCUGUUACAUUAUGCUUUCACUGCAAAAUGGAAGUCAAAGUGACCUCAAAUACUGAGAAGAAGUUCAAAGCUGUAGUAACUGUGCCUGCUCUAGGCAUUCGUUCACAGCCAAUGAUUUUCAAGGGAAAAACCACCAAAAAGAUCAAGGUGGAUGGCGAAGAUUGUGGAGCAAAACCUUGGAUUAUCAAGACAUACCAAUGGAAAAACGACCAUUGGAAAGCUGCCAAAAAUAUGACUGCCAAAUUAGCAGGAGAUGGUUUUAUAAGAUUCAAAGUUGGAGACGAUCUCAUGCCACGCGCCGGUGACAGGCUUGGCAUAAUGUGCUCAGAAGGAAGCUGUGGAUAA